Messenger RNA from Linepithema humile (Argentine ant), 909 nucleotides. Lineage: Eukaryota; Metazoa; Arthropoda; Insecta; Hymenoptera; Formicidae. The record is from RefSeq and is a predicted model, not a curated record.
UGUGAAAACGUAAACGCAUUCAUCGUUAUUUUAUUAUUUUUAUUAUUACUUGCUACACCAUUUCAAUUUGGCGCACUUUUUCUGUCACGUGUGUUUAUUUCACUGUCUUCCUUCUGUUUGUCAAACUCCCCACACAGUCUUUUAGAAAUUAGGAACAAAAUGAGUUCUUGCAUUGGCAAUCAUUGUUUCACAAGGUCGAAGCUACCUUUAAAUGUGUAUGUUAGUUAGUGACCUCAUGCACUUCGAAGCUAAUGAACUUUUAACUUGUUUUUCUUACUUGUUAUUUGAUAUAAAUAAAGGAAAAUUGCUGUUAUAUAUGGUGUUGAUUGAUUCAGUUCUUAAUUUCCUGCACGAACAGAAUGCACUUGACGAAAGUACUUUGCGGGCAAAGGUAAUACAGUUGCUAAAGCAAUUGUAAAAGAUGUUUGUGCUUUGGGGAGACCAGUUGAGGGGUGAUACGCAAACAGUAGACACACAGAGUUUGCCAGAUUCUGUAAUUGCAAAAAACACAGAUAUUAUAACAAAAUUUCCAGUUCUCUUUUACAAUAAAUUUUACCAAAAUUGGCUUGCAGAUCCUGAAAUGUCAAGACAUUAUUGGACUGCAUCCUUCUUUCUGCCAGUCGGAUCUAUCUGUAUUCUUGGAAUAGUUGUUUUGUUGAUGGUAUUGUUCAAACGAUGUCCGCAUACAGUAGCCGCUAUUGUUGCUGCAAUCCUCACUAUUAUUAUCAUAGUAACGACUCUGGUAUCACUUAAUCAUGAGCCAAUUUAUACUUGAUAUUUAAACCAAAUAAUUAUGUGCUUAAUAUUAGUAAAUAACUUUCUUCCAUAUGUACAAUAAACUGAGUCUGAUAAUAUAUCUAAAAAUUUGUAAGAAUAUUAUAUACAAUGAAUAAAUAAAUAUAUUACUUA